Messenger RNA from Anas platyrhynchos (mallard), 2977 nucleotides. RefSeq names its product dynactin subunit 4 (gene DCTN4). NCBI's taxonomy places the organism in Eukaryota, Metazoa, Chordata, Aves, Anseriformes, Anatidae. The record is from RefSeq and is a predicted model, not a curated record. Gene Ontology annotation, cellular component: dynactin complex.
CGUGUCCCUCCCGCGCGCUGCGCGGUGACGUCAGCGCGGCGGCGCGGCGGCGGCCGCAGCUCCCCCGGCAAGAUGGCGUCGCUGCUGCAGUCGGAGCGGGUGCUGUACCUGGUGCGCGGCGAGAAGGAGCUGCGGGCGCCGCUGCCGCUGCUCUACUUCUGCCGCUACUGCAGCGAGCUCCGCUCCCUCGAGUGCGUCUCGCACGAGGUGGACUCGCACUACUGCCCCAGCUGCCUGGAAAACAUGCCCUCGGCCGAAGCCAAGCUGAAGAAGAACAGGUGUGCCAACUGCUUUGACUGCCCCUGCUGCAUGCACACCCUUUCUACCCGGGCCACCAGUAUUCCUGCUCCGCUCCCCGAUGACCCGGCCAAAACUACGAUGAAGAAAGCCUAUUACCUGGCCUGCGGGUUUUGCCGCUGGACUUCCCGGGAUGUGGGCAUGGCAGAUAAGUCUGUUGCUAGUGGCGGCUGGCAGGAACCAGAGAAUCCCCACACGCAGAGGAUUAACAAGCUGGUGGAGUACUACCAGCAGCUGGCUCAGAAGGAGAAGAUCGAGCGGGACCGCAAGAAGCUGGUGCGACGCCGAAACUACAUGCCGCUGGCCUUCUCGCAACACACUAUACACGUAGUGGACAAAUACGGCCUGGGAACCAGGCUUCAACGCCAGAGGCCCGGCGCCCCGAUCAGUGCUCUCGCUGGACUCUCUCUGAAAGAAGGCGAAGACCAAAAGGAGAUCAAGAUUGAGCCAGCUGAUGCAGUGGAAGAAGUGGAACCUCUUCCUGAGGAUUACUACACCAGACCAAUCAACCUGACAGAGGUGACGACCCUGCAUCAGCGUUUGCUGCAGCCCGAUUUCCAGCCGAUCUGUGCUUCCCAGCUCUACCCACGACACAAGCAUCUCCUGAUCAAACGCUCGCUGCGCUGCCGGAAAUGUGAGCAUAACCUGAGCAAACCAGAGUUCAAUCCAACAUCUAUCAAGUUCAAGAUCCAGCUGGUUGCUGUGAACUAUAUCCCUGAAGUGAGGAUCAUGUCCAUUCCCAACCUGCGCUACAUGAAGGAAAGCCAAGUUCUUCUGACUUUGACCAAUCCGGUGGAGAACAUCACACACGUCACACUGCUGGAGUGUGAGGAGGGAGACCCUGACAACAUCAACAGCACUGCCAAGGUGGCAGUUCCUCCCAAGGAGCUAAUUCUGGCUGGCAAAGAUGCUGCAGCAGAGUAUGAUGAGCUGGCAGAGCCUCAAGACUUCCAGGAUGACCCUGACAUUAUUGCCUUCAGAAAAGCCAAUAAGGUAGGAGUUUUCAUCAAGGUCACCCCACAGAAAGAGGAGGGCGAAGUGACCGUGAGCUUUAAGAUGAAGCACGAGUUCAAAAACCUGGCUGCUCCCAUCCGGCCCAGCGAGGAAGGCGACCAAAUCUCCGAGGUCAUCUGGCUCACCCACCACGUCGAGCUCAGCCUCGGCCCAGUGCUCCCCUAAAAGCUCCUGAAUUGUGUCCCAGUGGCUGGCCGCAGGACGGACUGUCGGUGAACGAGUGCGCCCUGGUGAAACCUUCUGUCAGCUCCUCUGCUGUGUGGGUGUGCGCCACGCACCCCAGCCAGGCCACGAGGAGGAGGCUGCGGGGUGGGGGUGCUGUGCUUCGGGAUGGUUUGUUCUCCUCUUAUCGUAGUGCCCACUAACGCUCUGCUUCCCUACACUGCCACAGGCUAGUUUAACUUGCAGCACGUGUGUCAGCACGCAGAUCGAGCUAGCUUUCUCCAGGUUUGCACUACUCCUGGCUGAAUUUGGCUGUGUCAACAAAAAAAAAGAACCCGUAUUGGUUUUUCUUCAUGUCAGCCUGCAAACCUAAUGUUACGUACCUGAUAGUGAAUGUCUCAUCUCACACAGAGUUACGCCCUUCUCGAACAAGUAUUUUAGGAGGUGGCAAGGUCUGCUGCGUUCUGGCAGGUCUGUUGCCAGCAGCAUGCUGCUUUCUUCUCUUUUUUCUGCUUCCUUGUAGGAUACCUCAAGUAACCGUGGAGCACUCGGACACGAAACCCUUUUAUUUUCGUGAAAAGCCCCUGGCACAUGUAGCUUCCUUAGCCGGGGUGCUGCGUCUUUUCACAAAGGAGAUGGUCGGUUUGCCCUUAAACUCCCAGUGUAGUGUACUGUAGUGUUCGUGGAUUUGAGUGGUGACCAACUGCGCUGUGAGCCCGUUGUGUUGCGAGCUGGCUGUGGUAGCAUGAUAGAUAAUUACUGAGCUGGGAAAGCAGAUCCUGCUGCCUUGCUUUGCGGAGGCAGCAGCGGUCCUGAGAGGCUGCCUGGCAGUCUUGGUAUUACUAGAUGUGUGUUAAAAGAUAGCAAGUGAAGAGUACUUAAACGUGGAGAGUUCAAGUUAGGUCCAGGAUACAAAAAGGAGCUGCAGAGGUUGGCCAGGUUGGUGCUUUGUCUUUUUUUCCAGUUGUGGGAGGGGGAAGUGAAGGAGGAAGGAGCAUUGUGCUAGGAGCGUUGUGGUGUCCCUGGUGCACCCUGUACCCGUGGGGACAGAUCUCUGCGGUGUGACCUGGCCGCAGUCCCUGCUGCGAGCAGUGAUCACGGGCAGGGCCUCCAGGAGCAGAUCCCUCCUCAGGAGCCUCCUUCUCACUCCCAGCUGAGCUCUUUGCCUCAAGGCCUUGCUGUGGUGGUGGUGGUGGGCGCCAGGCCCCCUGGCAGCCCCCUGCAGCUCAAUUCCUCAAAAGACGCUCAUGUGGGGCUCUGCCAGCCAGGAGCUCCUGCCUGUACCCACACUAAUUAACCACUGCCCCCAAAACACCCCAAAAUUGCCUCCUGGGGCUGUGUGGGGGCUGUGUGUCCGUCUGUCUGUCCCUGUGUCAGUGCCCCCCCUGCCCUCCUGCUUGACUGCUGUAGUAAUAAAGCCGCCUGCCUCUCGGCCUCCCGUGCUGUCCGUCGCAAAUAACACUAAUUAUCGUUAAAAUAAAGGAAUAAAUGCAUAAAAAUGGCA